Messenger RNA from Colletotrichum navitas, 898 nucleotides. RefSeq lists its product as uncharacterized. Lineage: Eukaryota; Fungi; Ascomycota; Sordariomycetes; Glomerellales; Glomerellaceae. The transcript has a single exon. The record is from RefSeq and is a predicted model, not a curated record. The coding region runs from base 223 to 810 and encodes 195 amino acids.
GAAGACAAAACAAAAAUGCACAUGAGGUCAAACAAGCCAAGGGCCGCACGCACGUUGCCUAUUUUGUCUUGUCCCUUCCCUUGUAGGUAUGUGCUCCAUCCGAAGCUGAAGAUGAUAAAUAACCUUGGCACCGGUCUGGCCCGGUCUGGGUCCCUCCCCUACCAGACGCACCGCACCGACUCAUGAAGGGUGCCGAGGCCUUAUCACGAUCCCGUCCUACCCAUGGCUGAAACAGAAACGACUCUUCGUUCUGUUCAAUUCCACCAUGGUCUUCAACACACCCAUUUCCGUCAUCCACUCCUUGACGAGCUUGACGAGAGUAUCUGUGUACUAGUCCGGUCUCGCCUACAUCCAACAAGAAACCCAAAUGUGCUGCUCUCGCCUUUCGUUUGGCUACCCAUCCCCGCGUCUCUCGAAACGCCAAACAACCCUGUUCCGGUCCUUCAAGCCCGUAUAACCGCCCCUUGGAUAUGUCACAAUGUCCCAACCGAACCGCCCACUUUGCAAGUCAUUAGACAACGCUCGCGACCUUCGGAGCAGAUAAUACCGUACCCUCACUACGCACCUGCACCAUGUCAGCGCAAGCCCUCUUCGAAAUAUCAAGUUCAAACUCGGACAAGUAGCAGGCCGUCGACGAUAUAUGCGAAUUGGCAUUCAGCGACUCCCCACCAGACCGCGGAUCGGAACUCGGAAGCUGGGCAUGAAGUCUCUCCGCCGUGUCGGUGCUGUGCUUUGGCUGUCAGAGAAGAGCCUCUGGGAGCUGUCAAGUGUCCAGGAGAGCAAGACGGGCAUUGCUUAUCAAUGAUAUAGCACCCCCAUCACGUCAAUCAAUUCCUUGCCUCGUUUUCGUCUUCUACCAUCUCUUCAACAGAAACGUCGGUUCGGCAUCCACCUGGCA